Dreissena polymorpha is the source of this 6192-nucleotide messenger RNA. RefSeq names its product hypoxanthine-guanine phosphoribosyltransferase-like. Bases 129 to 782 code for a protein of 217 amino acids. Gene Ontology annotation, biological process: hypoxanthine metabolic process; GMP salvage; purine ribonucleoside salvage. Gene Ontology annotation, molecular function: magnesium ion binding; hypoxanthine phosphoribosyltransferase activity. The record is from RefSeq and is a predicted model, not a curated record. The transcript is spliced from 9 exons. NCBI's taxonomy places the organism in Eukaryota, Metazoa, Mollusca, Bivalvia, Myida, Dreissenidae.
GAACCAGCGUACACAAUGUUACGAUCUGGAACACGUGAAGCAGUUUUGUGAAUGUCAAAUUCAUUUGAUGACAUAUUACUGUUAUCAGUGCUGUGCAUCAAGUCUAAAGGGGAAUAGAAUAUAAUAAAAUGACAUCCGCUCAGUGCAUUGUGUUGCCAGACAAUGAUGAAGGCUACCCACUGGACAUGUUCUGUGUUCCAAAACACUACGAGAAAGAUCUGGAGAACAUCCUGAUCCCCUCAGGCCUAAUCAAUGAUAGGAUCGAGAGAAUGGCCCGUGACAUUGUUCAUGAUUUCAAUCAGCAGGGGUUAGUGGCCUUAUGUGUGCUGAAGGGGGGCUACAAGUUUUUCACUGAUCUCUUGGAUAAGGUAAAAUUGCUGAACAGAAAUCUGGAAGACUCCGUCCCCCUUGCUGUGGACUUCAUACGACUCAAGAGCUAUGUUGAUGACAAACAGUCAAGUGAGAUUGAAGUGAUUGGGGGAGACAACCUGGAUAACCUCAAAGGAAAGAAUGUACUAGUAGUGGAGGACAUAGUUGACUCAGGGCACACCAUCACCAAGCUUUUGUCACUUCUGCAAAAAGUACAGCCCAAAACAGUCAAGGUGGCCAGUCUGCUAGUGAAGAGGACUACUAGAAGCAUAGGUUACAGACCAGACUAUGCUGGUUUUGAGAUCCCAGACUUGUUUGUUGUUGGCUAUGCAUUGGAUUACAAUGAGUACUUCAGGGACUUAAAUCACAUCUGUGUGAUCAAUGAACACGGCAAAGUAAAAUACUCCACUUAACACAAGUGCCUGCAGUGGACCUGCUGCCGAGAGCAUAACAUUAGUUGUGUUACUGAACAUUCUUUGGUCAAUCUUAACCCUUUCCCACAUAUAAGCUAAGUGAAAAUGGCUAUUUGCAAACAGCAUGAAACCAGAACAGCCUGCGAGUAACUCGCAGUCUGUUCAGGUUUUAUGUUGUUUGCUGCUCAUCAGUAUCUAAGGGUUGGAACUGAAACCUUUCAAACUUGGAUCUAGUAAGAAAGGUCUUCCAUUAAAUGUUACUUUCUAUGGGACUACAAAUGCAUCAAAAUACGUAUCUAAGUGGUAAAGGGUUAAUAUUGCUACAAAGGAAUUCCUGUUUCCAAACCUAUUUCUAGACUUAAGAAUUUCUUUAGACUUUGAAAACUAGUUCAGCUUUUUUCUGCUCAGGCAAAACAAACUGUAUUUUUUAUAGAUGUAGAGCAAGACUAUUGUACAAACAUUUGUAUUUUUUGUAAACUUGUGUGUCAUUCGAUCCAAUAAGCCAUGUACUGCCCCUUAACAAUUGUAUAAUAUAUAGACAGAUUUUUAUGCCCUCGGUAGGGUUGCAUAUAGCAGUUGAACUGUCCAUCUUUCAGUCCGUCAGUCUGUGCGUUCGUCCGAAAACUUUAACAUUGGCCAUAACUUUUGCAAUAUUGAAGAUAGCAACUUGAUAUUUGGCAUGCAUGUGUAUCUCAUGAAGCUGCACAUUUUUAGUGGUGGAAGGUCAAGGGUAUCCUUCAAGGUCGAAAGUAAAAAAUGCAAUCCAAGGGAAGUAAUAAGCUUUAAAAGGGAGAUAAUUUGUAAACCUGUCAAAUGAUAAAUUGAAAUUUUAUUUUAAAGUAGCACAAUAGGGAGCAUUGUGUUUCUGACAAACAUAUCUCUUGUAAUAAAUAAAAUGUGCUUAGCAAUGUGACACAUUUAAGGAACAAAUAUUGUUACAGUGAAUUUGUAAGUUAGGGAUGAUUAUUUUCUAUUUUAAAGCUAUCAUGCAAAACAAAUCAGUAAAGUUAACCUGUCCAUUGUUUCAAUGAAUAUGUAAUUUGAGUCAUUAGACACAUUUAACAUUUUUAGUAUUGCAUAGUUGGUAAUAAAAAUUGGUUAAACACUAAGCAUUUAAAGGCUGUUAGUUUUUCUGUUUUAGAAAAUGUUACUACAUUAAAUUCAUUAAAGUAAGGUGUAUGUUAAUAUUUAUACAUGAACAUUUGCUUCUUUGUGUGGGAUUUAAUAUAACACAUGGAAUUGAAACUACAAGAAAUUUAGUCCAUAUUUGAGCUGCAUCGAGCAAAAAUGGAUCUUAUCCUGGUUGUGCACUACUUAACUCCAAACCAUCCUGGGCAAUUGCUCAGUCUGGUCUGGAACUAACAUGUCAAGUAAUUAAAAACGUAUCUAAGUGGAAAGGGGAUAAUGAUACUCUGAAAUCUUGCUAGACUAUAGCUGACAUUGCAGCUCCUGAUUCCACUGUACAAAUGUGCAAAAAGGUAGGAGCUUAACCCUUUGCAUUCUGGGAAAAUUGUCGUUUGCUAAAAUGUUGUCUGCUGAAUUUAUAAAAUUAGCAUUUUCUUAGAUUUUUUUCAAAGAAUACUAUCAGAAUAGCAAACAGUUUGGAUCCUGAUGAGACGCCGUGUUCUGUGUCGUCUCAUCAGGAUCCAAACUGUUUGCAAAGGCCUUCAAAAUUCGGUUCCAGCGCUGAAAGGGUUAACUGGCAGCAUAUGGCAAGAUCUGUUUUAGAAUAACGCAAGUCAUAUGUAUGUGGUAUGCACCAUCUCACAAGAAUGCAUAUUCAUGUUACUCUAACAGCUAUCAAAAAUCAAACAACAUUAAUUAGAAAGAAAAAAUAGUAUUGUUUUUGUUUUUCAGCAAAAGGGAGUCUUUUAUUUGUUCACAUUCUUUUGUUUGAUUAUAACCGUAACAAUAAUGUUCAAAGUACCUAUGGUAUCAUGUGUAACAUUUUGUUUUGUCAACCAACAAAAAAAAAUGGGCAUUUUUACAACUGUGUGCAUUAAGUUUUUAAGACGUUCUGUCACAGUGAUCAAUUUUAUGUAAUAUUUUAAAUGGAUUUCAAUUGUUUGGAUAGCUGUUUAUAUCUUAACAUCUUUAGAUGCUUUUGUUUUUAGAUUGUAUACAUACAUAAACACUAUUAAGUUUUAUAUAAUAUAUCCAUUAAUAUGUGCUUUGUUAUGUGAAUUCUUAUAUUUUUUUGUCGUUUUUAUAUUCUUUUGUUUUUAUUUGUAUGGGCGUUUUACUUCACCUGUAAAUUAUUCUAAUAGCCUUGAAAUGUUUUGCCAUUCCAUCAUUCUUGUAAACUAUUGUAUUGCAUACGAAUAAUAGAGUACAAUUUACAUAAAGGCAAAACAGUAUAAUAAAAUUGUAUCCCAGAUUAGCCUGUGCAGUGCCCAUGUGCAGGGAAGUCUCUUCUAAAUGAAAAUCCCGUUUAGGUUGAAAGUGUGAUCCUUGAUUAGCCUGUGUGGACUGCACAGGCUGAUCUGGGACAACAGUACACCAUGCAUUAAUUCCUGUUUUGCCAGAACAAGGUUCAUUUCAUAACUCGGUGCCUGUACUUAACAUGUUUCCAUCUUUCAUCUGAUGGAGUUGUAGAUCCAUCCUUUGAAUUAAAUAUCGUAAGGAAUCAUUUUUUCAAUGUAUUCUGGUAGGUUUUCUGUCUUUAAAUAGAAAUGUGUUUUUAAUAUUUUUAAUUAACUCAGUAGUUGGACAGACCUAAAACAAAUAAUUGAAACCAGCGAGUGAAAUGCACUCAAAAACUAUUUCCAUUUUCAUUAUAAUCAUAAGUGAGCUAUAAGGGAUGAUUAUUUUAAAAAAAUCUAAUUUUAGUGUUUUCAAAUAAUGUAAACCAAGUUUCAAAGUAUUUCAUUUCAGAAAUUGUAAACGUUUUGGAAAAUUCUUAUCUUAUUUAAAUUGAUACUUGUAAUUUCUGUUGAAAUGAAUAUAAAAUACAGAUAUAACUGAAAUAUGUAUAACCAGUUUUAAAAGUGUUAUACUUUAAUAUAUUAUUGUGCAUUCUUUGAGGUUGAUUGUCCAUAAAGUCAACCACAAACAAUUAUUCAUUCCUAAGGUAAAAGCAUGACAAAAUUCAGUGAAGGCUGUAGCCAGACAUAUUCCAUUGUAAGUGCUUACUCAAUCUUUCUUCCAAUCAUUCGUGCUCAUGUCCAAUAUUUAACAUAAUUUCUAUGUUUUUUAACGGCAUUAUUAAGUCUUUGUUAACUGAUUUGUUCACAUUUGCGUGCAGUUUUAUGUAAACCUGUAUAAUUUUGUGUUUUAUAAAAGGUCCUUUAAAUAUGGUAGACAAGGUCUUUAUUUAGGACCAUAUGUCAACAUCAAUUACUGUUACAAUGGGGCAGUGCUCUGUGAAAAAAGGGUUAAAUGCAUGUGUGUGAAGUGUCGUCCCAGAUUAGCCUGCGCAUUCCGCAGAGGCUUAUUAGGGACGACCCUAUGCUUUAAUGAUACAUUACAUUACAUUUCUUUUAAAGAAAGUCUCUUCUUAGCAAAACAUUUACGCACAUACAUUAAACCCCCUUUUCACAGAGCACGGUCCAAUUGUUUCUGCGAAAUGAUUUACACUAUUGACCUUGCAUAGUUCAUUUGAAAACAUGCAUAAAAUAAGUUUGUUGUGUACAAAACUGAAGGAUAUGGCCCAAAAAAACUUUAAAAGGGUCUUUACAAGAAAAUGAAAUGAGUAUGAACACUCUAUUUAUUGAGUUUAAUUAAUAACUGUAAAAUUUUAAUAAUAUAAUUGUUAGAUAUAAAAGAUAAGAAACAAGAUGAGUGUACUUUGUAUGUUAAAUGUUAUUAAUAUUGUAUUUAGAAUUUAUGUUGUAUUUUUUAUCCAUAGUUGUUAGUGAAACAGAAUGAAUGUUAGUUGAAUGAUAAACAUUUUUUUUCAUAAAUGUAAAGGUGCAAUGAACAUUCCAAAAUAAAUUCAAACUAGGAAAUCCUGCCUUGAAACUUAUUAUAAACAUUUAUUUCGGACAAUAUCAAGAAUAUCCAACAUAUUUUGGCUUUUCUGUUUUGAAGUGCAAGAUAAGCGCUACAAUUGAAGUGCUACAUAGUGCUAUCAUUGAAGUGCCACAUAGUGCUAUCAUUGAAGUGCCACAUAGUGCUAUCAUUGAAGUGCUACAUAGUGCUAUCAUUGUAGUGCUAUCAUUGAAGUGCUUCAUAGUGCUAUCAUUGAAGUGCUACAUAAUGAUAUCAUUGAAGUGCUACAUAGUGCUAUCAUUGAAGUGCUACAUAAUGCUAUCAUUGAAGUGCUACAUAGUGCUUUUAUUGAAGUGCUACAUAGCGCUAUCAUUGAAGUGCUACAUAGUGCUAUCAGUGACGUGCUACAUAGUGCUAUCAUUGAAGUGCUACAUAGUGCUAUCAUUGAAGUGCUACAUAGUGCUAUCAUUGUAGUGCUACAUAGUGCUAUAAUUGAAGUGCUACAUAGCGCUAUCAUUGAAGUGCUACAUACCGCUAUCAUUGAAGUGCUACAUAGUGCUAUCAGUGACGUGCUACAUAGUGCUAUCAUUGCAGUGCUACAACAUAGCGCUUUCAUUGAAGUGCCACAUAGCGUUAUCAUUGAAGUGCUACAUAGCGCUAUCAUUGAAGUGCUACAUAGUGCUAUCAGUGACGUGCUACAUAGUGCUAUCAUUGCAGUGCUACAACAUAGCGCUUUCAUUGAAGUGCUAUCAUUGAAGUGCUACAUAGUGCUGUCAAUGAAGUAAUCUCAUAUUUACACACCAGUGUUUUUGUCUAUAUUAUAUGGUGCACAAAUGCAUUUGUGUUUUUAUUAGAAUUUCAAUGCUACUUACUGGUCUAUAUCUGACACAAUACAAAUAAGUGAAUGACAAUUUGUAUUAUACCUAUUCCAGUGUGUAGUGAAUUUCAUGUUAGUUUGGUUCAUAAUGUUUAUAGCUUAGAAAUAACUUCCUACAAACAGUCGAAGUGCUUUAUGAUUAAAAUUAUAAAUUUCAUGCUCCAUUGUUUGUCUUUACUGUAUCUUCAUCAUUCAUCAUGCAAUUGAAAAAAUAUUGACCACAUAAAUGGAACAUGUGUGAACAGACACCUUUAUUGUUUUAACAGGUAUUAAUGUAUAAGGUUUGUUUUUAUACAAUUUUCGACUUGUGAAAGUAUACUUUUUGCCAUUAACAUAUGUGUAUUUUAUUGUGAAGCAAACCAUUUUAUAGAUGAAAUAAGUUAAUUGCGUGUCUUAUCUCUGAAAGCUGUAUUCAGAUCCAUUUUGUAUCACUUUAAAGUUCACAAGUUAUUGCCCGAGUAGCAGAUUUUCAGAAGUCUAUAAAGCAAUCAUUGUGUGCACUUUGUGUAUGAAAUAUCGCAGGGAUAUGUUUGUCACGAACUUCUUUUGUUGUUUUGUAUGUGUGUUAUAAUUUUUGUGUAUGAAUAAAAUGAAAUAUGUGUU